Molecule: messenger RNA, 1317 nt
Organism: Ramularia collo-cygni
Lineage: Eukaryota; Fungi; Ascomycota; Dothideomycetes; Mycosphaerellales; Mycosphaerellaceae
Product: related to nucleotide-sugar transporter
Exons: 3
Coding region: 1-1317 (438 amino acids)
Biological process (GO): pyrimidine nucleotide-sugar transmembrane transport
Cellular component (GO): intracellular membrane-bounded organelle; Golgi membrane
Molecular function (GO): pyrimidine nucleotide-sugar transmembrane transporter activity
Source: RefSeq, a predicted model, not a curated record
AUGACGAGCCGCGCCCUGAUCCCGCUUCUGGUGGGCAUGAUGUUGUUGACGGGCGUGUGUAAUACCCUCCUCACCAAAUACCAAGACAUGCAAUGCAUCGCCGACUGCGAUACCAAACAUCCCAAAAUGUUCGAGCAGCCGGUCCUGCAAACGCUUCAAAUGUUCAUCGGCGAGAGCGGGUGUUGGCUCGUUGUCUUCCUGUCCUAUCUCUUCCGCGUCGUCCGAGGGAGUCAGUCACGAUCUUCYCUCGACGAUGCGGCAUAUCGGCCCAUUCACGAGGGACCAGCCGCCGAUGACUCCGACGACGACGACGACGAGGAAGCGAACGCGAACAUGACUACUUCACAAACACUUGUGGAUCCGACGAAUGUAGUGGCAAAGUCGUUGAUUGAUGGGGAUGGAAUCGAGAGGCAGCCGUUGGAGGGUUGGAAAGUGACGCUUUUAUCACUACCGGCAAUCUGCGAUAUCUGCGGGACAACACUGAUGAAUGUGGGUCUGCUCUUCGUUGCGGCUUCCAUCUACCAGAUGACUAGAGGGGCUCUGGUGCUCUUUGUUGGCUUGUUCAGCGUUCUCUUCUUGAAGAGACAUCUUUCGGGCUGGAAGUGGGCAAGUCUGUUCAUCGUCGUGCUUGGGGUUGCUGUGGUUGGACUGGCUGGUGUUUUGGCGAACAAGGGAGGCCCCCCAGCAUUACCCGGCGACGACAGUGUUCUUGAGAAGACUUUGCUUUUUGUGAGGCAGGAGAUGUCUACCUUUGAAGCUCACACCGCUGCCGAGACUGUGCUGGGGUUCUUCUUGAUUGCCGUGGCUCAGAUCUUCACCGCAACACAGUUUGUGCUGGAGGAGAGCAUCAUGGAACGCUACUCCAUGGAUCCAAUCCAGGUUGUCGGGUGGGAGGGAGUAUUUGGCUUCCUGGUCACCUUGAUUGGAAUGGGAGUGCUUCAUGGAGCGAUUGGCCAAACCCCUGCAGGUCGAGGAGGCUACUUUGACGCUCGAGAGGGCUUUCACGAGAUGUYCCACAAUCCUGCUAUCGGAGUCACAUCACUGCUGAUCAUGAUCUCCAUUGGUGGCUUCAACUUCUUCGGCCUCAGCGUUACUCGCUCCAUCUCUGCAACAGCUCGCUCGACUAUCGAUACCUGUCGCACGCUGUUCAUCUGGCUUGUGAGUCUUGGUCUCGGCUGGGAGACUUUCAAGUGGUUGCAGAUUGUAGGCUUCGCGCUGCUUGUUUGGGGCACUGCUCUUUUUAAUGAGAUUGUGCAGCCUCCAACUCUUGCGUUCUUGAGAGGGCGGAAACGUAGGGGUGUUGCUCUGGAAGAAUAG